Molecule: messenger RNA, 1791 nt
Organism: Echinococcus granulosus
Lineage: Eukaryota; Metazoa; Platyhelminthes; Cestoda; Cyclophyllidea; Taeniidae
Product: Death-associated protein kinase 2
Exons: 13
Coding region: 1-1791 (596 amino acids)
Biological process (GO): protein phosphorylation; positive regulation of apoptotic process; intracellular signal transduction
Cellular component (GO): nucleus
Molecular function (GO): protein serine/threonine kinase activity; ATP binding
Source: RefSeq, a predicted model, not a curated record
AUGACUCCUCAAGAAGUUGAACGUGAAGUCCAAGUCCUACGAUCAAUCGACCACCAUGCAAUUGUUAAGCUUCACCAGAUAUACGAACAUGAGGAUUACUCAAUCAUUCUUCUAGAAUUGGUAAAUGGUGGUGAGCUUUUUGCACGAGUUGCAGAACUUGAACGACUGGAUGAGCAGGAGGCUGUUUUUUUCAUCGCUCAGAUUCUCCUUGGUGUCAACCAUAUGCAUCAACUUGGGAUCGUCCAUUUAGACCUAAAGCCGGAGAACAUAAUGAUAGAGGAUAUGGAGACAAAACGGAUAAAAAUAAUUGACUUUGGCCUUGCCCGACGGUUAAAUCCAAAUGAGGUUAUUCAAGACAUGGCUGGUACACCCGAAUUUUGCGACAUCUUCACAUCCUGUCCCAACGACGACAUCGGGGUCAUUGAUCAUCCCCGUCGUGUUGCCCCAGAAAUAGUUAAUUUCGAUCCCAUCACCUUCGCUACUGACAUGUGGGCGAUUGGCGUGAUGACGUACAUUUUUGGUACUUCGAGCGUUCUGAUGGACAGCGAAUUAGCCAAACCGACGCCGAUAUACAAGACAGCGCCUGGCUGCAGUCGCGCUGGGCUCAGCGGUAUCUCCCCUUUCGCUGGUGACACCCAAGUAGAAACAUUCCAGAAUAUUCUCGAAUGUUCCGUCACUUUUGAUCGCGACGAAUUUCUUGAUGUCUCUCCUGAAGCGCGUGAUUUCAUUACACGGCUUUUACGAAAGAAUCCACGAAAACGGGACACCGCCUCACAGUGCCUCCGUCAUCCGUGGGUUGCGGCUGUCAUACGACAACUGACUGGCGAACCGGAGAUCAUACAAAAAAUCGACCUCAACGGUGUUGGGGCUUUAAAGACCUCUCCAUCGUCAUCGUUGAGUGGAUCGAAUAGAGUAGGGGGAAAUUCGGUAAACAAGUUGACACGCAGACAGAAGUCAGCUGAGGAGGCGAUCGAGGUGGACAGUGGUCAGGAGAGGUGUCGUCACUCACAAGUUAUUCAAAAGAUUAACCUCAAUGGAAUUCUGACUCCCGAAGCACAUUCAACCUCCAAUUCGUCUGGUUCUUCACCAAAAUUGAGAGAGAGCACUCGAAAAUGCAGUUCCAACUCAAAGUCAGUGGAGAUUGAAAAGGCGGCUCCAGAGGCGGGAGAAAGGACACCCAUACGGGAACCACAGAUUAUACAGAAGAUCAACUUGAACAGCGUCCUUCCAUCGAUGUCGUCCCAAAACACUUCCAUCCAUAUGAAUUCCGAAAGAACCAAACGAAAAUCCGUCUCAACUCAUUCUUCCGACACACAAACAAAUCCGGAAUUUGGCGAGAAGAGUAUCGAAAAUGUCAAACCACCCAAAGAGGUUGUCCACAAACACAAGGUGGUACAAAUCAACGGAAGUGCAACAAAAGAGGCCGCGCCAACACCCAUCAAAUCGGAGAAGAGUAUAAUCUCGCGAUUGGCUGAUCUGCAAGUGAACGGUGAGCCGAGUACUCAUAAAUCCAAUUGUGACUCCAUCUUUGGAAGAGCCUCCAAAUGGCUGGAAGCCACUAACAACGCCUUGGAUAAGAAAUUCCGUCCAACCUCUAACGCUGCCACAUCCAGUUCUUUCCAUCGAGCACGCAAUGCCUUUAUCAGUAAGAAUGCCUUAGCUGAAAGAAAGCUGGUGUUUACUCGUGUUCGUCUGGCUGGAGAUAUGGAUCAUGCGCUGCCCGGUUUCAAGUGGCGAGUACUCCCUACCACUAGCACUGCUUGUGAAGAAGGCGCUAAAGAGACUACUUAA